Stylophora pistillata is the source of this 424-nucleotide messenger RNA. RefSeq lists its product as uncharacterized. NCBI's taxonomy places the organism in Eukaryota, Metazoa, Cnidaria, Anthozoa, Scleractinia, Pocilloporidae. Gene Ontology annotation, biological process: activation of adenylate cyclase activity; hormone-mediated signaling pathway; adenylate cyclase-activating G protein-coupled receptor signaling pathway. The record is from RefSeq and is a predicted model, not a curated record. Gene Ontology annotation, molecular function: protein binding; G protein-coupled peptide receptor activity. Gene Ontology annotation, cellular component: plasma membrane.
UCAGACAAGGGCUUCAGAAUUAUUGACAAUGAAGGAUCAGGAAAUUGCAUGUUCUAUGCUUUGUCAGAUCAAAUGGAACUUGCUUUGAGAAUCAAAAUCAAGCAUGACGAAUUAAGACAAACGUUGGUCCAGUACCUCAGAAAAAACCCUAAACUACCGAAUGGAACAACUCUGUUUCACUUCGUCCAUGGUCAUCAAUCAUGGGCUGAUUACUUAACGUACGUGGAGCAAGAUGGCGCUUGGGGUGACCAUGUUAUUCUAUGUGCCACAGCAAACUGCUACAAAACUUGCAUUCGUGUGGUCAGCAGUCUUAACGCUUCUCACGAUGUUAUCUUACGACCACAAUGUCCUGUUGACAAAAGCAGGACACUUGUGUUGGGACACAUCCAUGAAGUACACUAUGUUAGCCUUCACUCGACACAAG